AUGAAAAAAGCUUACAGCAUAGCUAUAUUAGUAUUAUUAUUCUUCUAAUGUGUACAUUUGGCAGAUGAAGGUACUCUUGAAGAUGUAUAAAAGGAAAUAGAAGAAGAUCCUUUUGUAUAUUUAGAUGAAUAAGGUUAAAAGCAGAAAAUAAAUAAUCCUACUGACGAGUUUUAUUACAAGCGUAUUCAUACUGUUUAAUUGGAAGGUAGCACAGGUGAAACAGUUUAUUGGGUUAAUUUAUAUAUGGGAUCUCCUCCUCAAAAGUAAACAGCAAUUAUAGAUACAGGUAGUAGUUUACUUGCUUUUCCUUGCUCUUAAUGUGAAUCGAAUUGUGGUAAUCACUUGAAUAAGCAGUAUAACCUCACUCAAUCUCUCACUGCGCUUAAAAUGUCAUGUGGUGCAUAGUUUGAUAAUUUUAGAUGUCAAAAUUGUAAUGGUAAUCAAUGCACUUGGGGAGUUAGUUAUAUGGAAGGUUCAAGCAUAGGAGGAUUUAUGGCUAUAGAUUAUAUCGUCUUUGGAGAUGAAAUUUAAGAUUAUUUAAACAGCAAAAAUAGAUAAAAUCUAACUGAGAUUGAAGAUUCAGAAUAUUUGAAGUAUAUUAAUCAUGAGAAAGUUUAAAUUCCCUUUGGGUGCACAACAAAAGAAACUCAUUUGUUUAAAACGCAAGUUCCAGAUGGUAUUAUAGGGUUAGCACCUUCAUCUAACUAAUAUAACAAUCCUCCAAAUAUAAUUGACAGAAUCUUCUCUUAGCACAAAGAUAAUGAUGAAUAGCUAGUAUUUUCCUUAUGUCUAAAUUCUUUGUAAGGAGGUUAUAUGAGUGUAGGAGGAUAUAAUCAUGAGCUCCACAUACCUGGAUCUAAAACAAAGAUUAUUAAAUACAAUAAAAAUUCAAAUUUCUAUGAUGUCAGUGUCAAGGAAGUUAGGAUUGAAGGAUAAUUUGUCACUAAUAGCCUUCCACAUCCUAUUUUAGACUCUGGAACAACUCUUGUGUUUGGUCCCAAAUCAUUUAUUGAUCCUAUGAUUGAUGCAAUCAAUUAGCUGUGUAAAAAUAACUAAAAAUAUAAAUGUGGAAAUGCUAAAGAAAAUUUCAAUCGCUAAAUAAGGUGGCUCUAUAGAAAAUCAGAUGAGUUUCCAACUGUCGAAGAUUUUUUCAACUCCUUCCCUGUACUUGAAUUUGAUUUCGGAGAUAACAUUAUUGAAUGGAAGGCUCAUGGCUAUUUAUACAUUGAUCCAGAUAAUAAUAAUCCUAAUUUAUUUUAAUUUGCAUUUGAAACACAUCCAAGUGUUUCUAAAGUAUAUCUUGGAGGUCCCUUUUUUAAGAAUUAUGAUAUAUUAUUUGACAAAAAUAAAGGUGAAGUUCAUUUCACACCAUCCAGCUGCAAAUUACCUCAUGUUAACAGUGUAUUAAUGAAUCUUCAUUCAGCAAAAAUUAGAAAGACUGUUAUGGACAAUUAAUACAUUGAAGAUUUGAGAAAAUUUUAAAAUACUUACAAUUUUACAAAUGACUUUUUCAAAAAUGAAACUAAAAAAGAUUAAAAAGAUGAAAAAAAUAAAGAAGAUAAUGACUAAUAAAACAAAGAAGUUUAAAUCAUUGAUAAAAUAAAGUCUCAUGAAAAAUUUUUUAUUUCUGUAAUUUAUGUACUUGUUCUUUUGAUUGUAAUCGUAUGUAUUUGCUUAUGUAGGAAGUCUUCAGGUACUGAUAAUAAAGAUCUAAUACCUUUAUAAAGCAUUGAAGUUGGAAUACAUGAUAACAGUAACAUGUAGGAUCUUCCAUAAGAUAAAGACGAGCAACUUAGAAGCGAAGAAGAUAAUCCAUAUGGUUAUAAGAAUGACCCUGUUUAUAACCAUGAAUAGAUACAUUAGGAUGAUGAAGAAAGCUACAAAAAUAGUCCUAAUACUGCUAUGAGUGACGAAGAAAAGGAAAGAUAAAAAGCACUUUAGGAAUGA
Messenger RNA from Tetrahymena thermophila SB210, 1947 nucleotides. Its product is annotated as eukaryotic aspartyl protease. Gene Ontology annotation, molecular function: aspartic-type endopeptidase activity. The transcript has 5 exons. The record is from RefSeq and is a predicted model, not a curated record. Gene Ontology annotation, biological process: proteolysis. NCBI's taxonomy places the organism in Eukaryota, Ciliophora, Oligohymenophorea, Hymenostomatida, Tetrahymenidae.